AAAUUUCAAUUCAAAUUAUUAUAUAAAUUUUUUUAAAUUUUAAUACAACUUUUUAUUUGAAUAUCAAAUUGUAGAUGAAUUGACAAAUUUACUAAUAUUUGGCUUAUUAAAUAAUAUAUUAAAAAAAUUAAUGAAAAUAUUUUAGUAAGAAAAUAGCUAAAGAUAAUGAUAUUAAUUGAAAAAAAAAAAAAAAAGAUAAAAUCUUUUGAUCUUUUAUACAAAUUGAAAAUGACCUGUAUCAUUUACUACUUGUCAACGAAAAAUGUUGUAAUGGUCCUCCUAGCAUGCCUUGUUGCAAAAAGAUCUUGUGGACCGACCAAUCACAUUCAACAAAUGGUCCACUUCCAAGAUAUAUGGGGAACUUGCAUUUAUGCUCCAUUCAUUCCAUAGCUCUAUCAUCUCUCUCAGUAAUGGAUAUACAGCGCAUGCCUUCAUCUUCUUCCUUGUAUUAUAAAGCCAGUAAAAGUGCCAAUCCACCAUGGCCAACAAGUGGUCACCGACUAGAAAGAACAAAACUUUGCUUCAAGUAUUACAAAAUCUGUGGCAAUCGUAUGUGUGCCUGCAUAUGGCUGCAGCAAAAGACAUGGCCUGGUAUUCAAAGACCUAUUGUGACAAAGGCAAAGAAAGGUUCCAUAGAAUUGACUGAUGAGGAGGAGAAGAAUCCUGCUGUUAAGGUUGUAGCUGAUAAGAAAGGAACUAUUGCUGGUGCUGUUGCUCUUAUUAUUGGUACAAGUAUUGGUUCUGGGAUUCUUGCUCUUCCUCAAAAAGCUUCUCCUGCUGGAAUUAUUCCAAGUUCAGUUACCAUUAUAGUGUGUUGGGGCUUUCUCUUACUUGAAGCACUAUUACUUAUUGAAAUCAAUGUGGGUUUGAGGAGAAAGAAGAAGAAAAGAGGAGGUGAAGGUGAACUAGAUGUUAUAUCAUUAAGGACUAUGGCUCAAGAGACUCUAGGAGAUUGGGGUGGAACUUUAGCCACUAUGACCUAUGUCUUCUUGGGUUAUACUUCAAUGAUUGCCUAUAGUUCUAAAUCUGGGGAGCUCCUUUUCCAUUUGAUCAAUCUUCCUGAACCACUCUCAGGCUGUUUGUUCACUGCUCUUUUCACUAUGCUAAUCUCCAUUGGUGGCACUUCAGCCACUGAUCAAGUCAACCAAUGGCUCACUGUUACCAUGAUAGGUUUGCUGAUAGCAAUAGAGGUGCUAGCAGUUGUGCUUGGAGGGUGGUCAGGAUUAGAAGGAAGUUGUGACUGGGGAAAAGUCCCGACUACAGUUCCUGUAAUAAUCUUCUCUUUGGUAUAUCAUGAUCUUGCUCCUGUUCUUUGUGCAUAUUUGGGUGGUGAUCUGCCGCGACUGAGGGCUUCAGUUCUGCUGGGUAGCCUUGUCCCUUUACUGGGAUUGCUUGUUUGGGAUACAAUUGCACUUGGACUUUCAGCUCAGACUGAUCAAGUUGUUGAUCCUGUAGAAUUACUGAUGAGUGUGAGAUGGAGUGGGGUGUCAUACAUGGUAGAGGCCUUCUCACUUCUGGCAGUAGGAACAUCAUUAAUUGGCACCCUCCUAGGCUUCUCUGAAUUCUUCAAGGAGCAACUCAAGGAUCUUUCAUGGCAUUCAUCUGCUACACAAAUAUUACAGGAACGAAACAUGAUAUUCGUGUUAAAUAAUUGGUGGGAAAGAAAUAAAAUUAGCUUCACAGCAAUGGCAAUGGUUGUUGCUCCAACACUGCUUGUCUCAACCAAUGUUCCCGAUGCCUUCUCUGCUGCUACAGAUAUUGCUGGAGGAUACUGCAUGACAAUGUUGUAUGGAGUUCUUCCACCAGCUAUGGCAUGGGCAAUGUACGACAGAGAAAAGGAGGACACUAAAGAAAAAGUGUUAUGGAAAGCUAAGCCUGCACUUGUUGGAGUAUUUACAAGGAAAGCAAUCAAUUGGGAUCCUUUUCCAUUUCGAUACAGGAGAAAACUUCAAAUGCCAAUGAUGUUCCAACAAACUGAGAGAAUCUUACAUGUCAAUCUGAGGUCCUGCUACCUCGUUCGUUACAGCCAUGAACUGCCUGUAAUAUUUCACUUUCCAUGCUUGUUUUGUGAAUUGUGUUUGGCAAAAUCCAUGCUUAACCCUGAACUUCUCUGUUGUAUUUUAUUGAACCUUUUAAAUUUUUAUUUAUUUUAUUAAACCCUAGCACUUUAUUCUUUAUUUUAUUGAAGACUACUUCUACAUAUUUCAAG
This is a messenger RNA of Ricinus communis (castor bean), 2209 nucleotides long. Its product is annotated as tyrosine-specific transport system. The transcript is spliced from 9 exons. Bases 285 to 2156 code for a protein of 623 amino acids. Gene Ontology annotation, biological process: amino acid transmembrane transport. The record is from RefSeq and is a predicted model, not a curated record. Lineage: Eukaryota; Viridiplantae; Streptophyta; Magnoliopsida; Malpighiales; Euphorbiaceae.